Molecule: messenger RNA, 382 nt
Organism: Periconia digitata
Lineage: Eukaryota; Fungi; Ascomycota; Dothideomycetes; Pleosporales; Periconiaceae
Source: the annotation of a GenBank genome assembly
CCACGUGCCGGGCAAGCUUGAACCCUGCCUUGUAGCCACCAGCACCACACCUUCUGUGAGACACGGCCGAUCGUAGUUGAAACACCUUGAAUUGACGUCUCAUGGUGGGCAAUGUUUUCCCCUUGCGCCCUGCCUGUGCAACAACAGCAAAUCUUGCUGCGCGCCAUCGUCACCUCUUGUACCGCUGCGCUGCGGGGUCGAGCAACUGCUUCACAUUUGCCGCCCACCAACAACUUCAUGUCACACCUUUUCGCCAAUCUGCGACUUGUACUGCCGGCGCCGAGGAGCCACUUCAUCUCUUCAUCUCCAUCAUCUGAGACGGCCGGUCCAAAUAGAGUGGUUUGUAGCCAUGUCAUCAGUGCCGCCUCGCCCUUCUAGAACU